Molecule: messenger RNA, 2688 nt
Organism: Colletotrichum truncatum
Lineage: Eukaryota; Fungi; Ascomycota; Sordariomycetes; Glomerellales; Glomerellaceae
Product: alpha-l-rhamnosidase
Source: RefSeq, a predicted model, not a curated record
AUGGCGCGACUCUCGUUGAUCCCCCUAUUGGCCCUCCUCACCCUCGCCGUCGCCCUCUCAGUCGAACCCAACUCCCUCCGAGCAAACGCCCAGCUUAACCCAAUCGCCGUCGACACCGCCACGCCCCGCCUCACAUGGCGCCUCACCUCUUCCAAACGCAGCGAUAACCAAACGGCCUACCAAAUCCACGCCUCCUCCACCUCGUCAUUCACCUCCACGCUAUGGGACACCGGCAAAGUGUCCUCCGCGGACCCCUGGGCAAACUACGCCGGCGACGCGCUAUCCUCCCGCUCGGCCGUCUUCUGGCGCGUCAAGGUCUGGGACGCCGCCGGCGCCGAGUCGUCGUGGAGCUCCACGGGGACCUUUGAAGUAUCCCUCCUCGACAGGCAAGACUGGGGGGACGCAGAAUGGAUCACCAACAAGGCCUUCGCAACAGGGACCACGUCCCUCCCGCGCUUCGCGAGGCCCUUCACCGUGACGUGCCCCGUGACGCAAGCCCGCCUGUACAUCCUCGGCCUGGGCCUGCACUAUCCCCUCCUCAACGGCGUCAAGGUGGGCGAUGACGUGCUCUCGCCGGCGUACGCGACGCUGAACAAGACGAUGCCGUAUUCCACCUACGACGUCCUCGACGGGCUCCGCCUCGGUCGGAACGUGCUUGCCGUGGAACUCGGCAAGGGAAUCUACGACAACACGGCGCCGUUGCUUGGCCGGUAUACAAAGUUCAAGCAGGCUGCGCGGGAACUCAUGCUACUCGCGCAAUUGGAGUAUACGUGCGAGGACGGAACCGUGGAAAAGGUAGCUACUGACUCGUCGUGGGUGACUACCGUCGACGGACCGUGGAUCGAGGCGCAUUGGUACGGCGGUGAGGAAUAUGACGCGCGCAAGGAGGUCGACGGGUGGGCUGGUGUGUGUCACAAUCGGUCGUCUUGGGUUAACGCGAGCGUCACGACGCCGCCCGCGGGGAAACUUGUUAGUCCGCGCUCGCCGCCUCUCAAAGUUACCGAGACGAUAGUUGCAAAGUCGGUCAGAAAGGCUUCCAACGGACAAUGGGUGUUUGACCUGGGCACCAACAUCGCGGGUCACUUCACGCUUCACAUCAAAAACCAGGGCGAUAAAGCAGGUACACGAAUUACGUUUUGGCCGGGAGAAACAGCGGGUGCGGACGGCGUAAGCCAGGCGUCAAGCGGCUCCCCUAUCUUCGACGCAUACACACUGUCCUCGUCCGAUGUACAGGCUUACACGCCGCGGUAUCUUUACCAUGGGUACCAGUACCUCGGCGUGAACCUCACUUGGACGCCAGAAGCAUCAGAUCUGGUGGGCUAUGUAAUUCGCGCCGCCAACGAGCCCGUCUUGACGCUCUCGACUUCAAACUCGCUCUUCAACUCUAUCCAUGGGCUAGUCGACCGCUCAAUCAGGGGCAACAUGCACUCGGUCCUCACUGACUGUCCGCACCGGGAAAAGUACGGCUGGUUGGAACAGGACCAUCUUGUCUUUGGACCUUUGACGAUGGGUUACGAUUUGGAAGCGUACUUGGACGAUCUGGUGAGGACCAUCGGCGACGCGCAGGCCUCUGAUGUUCCGGGCCUCAUCCCGGAUAUCGCGCCCGAGUACGGGAAUCCCAUGGGCGGAGGAUACCGAAAUGACCCGAAUUGGGGGAGCGCCGUGGUUCUUGUGCCGCUCAAGGCGUAUAAGCAGUACGGCGAUAUAUCCAUCCUCACGAAGAAACGCAAGGAAAUGGUCGAGUAUGUGGAUUACCUCGUCCGUCGCGCCGGGGGCAAACCGUAUCUGAAUGACGGCGGUUUGGGAGAUUGGCUGAACCUGGAUACUUCAACACCCAAAGGUGCUGCUUCCACAUUUGGGUUCCAUGGAGCUGCGCAGGGAAUGGCUGAAGUUGAGGCGCUUCUAGGGAACGAGGCGGAGGCGGAGAAGUAUGCUGCGCUCGCAGAGAGUCUGAGGCAGGGUUUCCACGGAAUGUGGUUUAACCAGACAGCCGGGGGGAACUACUACUGCACGAACUCCCAGGGUUGUAACGCGUUUGCGUUGGGUAUGGGUGCUGCACCGGGGGAUACGCGCGAGAAGGUUCUCGCCUCCAUAGUAGAGUCCCUGGAGAAGCGCAACUGGGCUAUGACGGUCGGUGAAAUUUCUCUCCCCUCGCUUUUUGAGGAGCUCCAUGACGCGGGUCGAGAUGAUGUGCUGUACAACAUCAUGAGCAACGACAAGGACUGGGGCUACGGAAGGAUGGUCAGAGAGGGCGCUACGUCGCUGUGGGAGCACUGGGAUCUACCGGUGACGGGCGGCUCGAGGAACCAUUUCAUGUUCGGGUACGCUGACUCUUGGAUCAUUCGUCUUAGCGGUCUUGCGCAAAGAGAAGGGAGUGUUGCGUGGAGGGAGAUUGAGUAUGCGCCAAUUGUCGUGGGUGAUUUGACGUUUGCUGAGACAAGAUACCGCACUCCGCGAGGCGAUGUGAGUGCUAAGUGGGAGAGAGAUGGAGGGCGGUUACAGUAUGAGAUUGUUGUGCCUGUUGGGUCAACGGGCUGGGUUGUGUUGCCGGCAGUUGAUGUACAGGAGGGCGGCGCGGCUAUUAAGAGCGGAGAGGGAGUGGUAUCUUUCGAGGAGAAGAAUGGGACGACGACGAUUUUGGUGGGUUCCGGAACAUUUUCUUUUUCAGGGACGUUGAGCGAUGAUUGA